AACAGACAAAAAUGGGUUAUUCCACUUAAUAUAAACUUUCAUGAGGUCUCUGGAUUCUUAUCGAGAAACAAACGUUGACACGAGGAUCAGCGUGAUAGAUGACAUAUGUUUCCAUGCAUUUUGGAGAUUACCACAUCUAAAGACGUGUCGAUCCCAGGGUUCCUAGAAAGUCCGAUGCCACGCCUAAACCACGCAUAAUUGAAAAGUCGCUUAGUCUAUAAUUUGAAGAGGACACUUUGAGCCAUCUAUUCAUAAAAGGAAACUAAUAUAUUACUAUGUUAAAUUUUCGAAUUAUGAAAUGGUUUUCUAGAACGCUCUUAGAAAACAUUUCAAAAACGCUUUGCUUAUGAAAAGGAGAUGUCAAGUCUCGGGAAUUGAAUGGUAAUAAUUGCAAGUCUCUAGCGUUUUUGCGUUUAAGAGUUAUUCGGAAAACAGUCAUCGACACUGCUUUUUGGCGAUGAUAUUGACAUUAAGCUAGGCAUUUUUUUUAGGACAUUUACGAUAAUGCUCAUAUCUCCGCAAAAGAAUCACUGGAAUAUUUCAAAAAUGACCUCACACAUUGCUCUAUCCGACUACUUAUACGAAAGAACUUUGAAGACAAUGGAAAGAGAAGAAAAAUUAUCAAAACGAAAAAGAAAAAUUAUCAAAACGAAAAAGAAAUGAUGUUUUCUAGCCUUUUGUGCAAAAUUUUUAUCACUUUGAAAAAAAAUAGGCGUUGCAUGUUUGGAAUAGUCUUAUACAUUAAACUAUGUUAAAGUUCAAAUCGAAAACUUUAUCAAAAAAAAGGAGUAUCCUCACUCGGUCGCUAUCAACACUUGCUUGGUAUUGAUUCUAAUCUUAUACAACUGACAUUCUCUUCUAGGCUUUUAUUCUGCUAAAACGAGAAUGGAAAAUAUUUUAGUUAAAUUUCCAGAAUUAUCAAAUAUUGAACCGCUUAUAAUAUCCCAAGUAUGUGAAGAAGCAAAAGUAUAUCAAUCGAAAGCAUUACAUGUUCUAUUAGAUUUACAACAAUCCUAUCGACAAUGUUGGAUUUUACAAGUAACAAAACGUACCGCACAAAUGUUACUAAAAUUUGAAUCAAUUUCUAUUAUACAAUUGUAUGAAACAGGAAUGUUAGAAGAAAAUGAAUAUACACAUAUUUUAGAAUUAAUUCAAAAAAAGUUAUUUGUAUUAGAAUAUGAGACAAUCAGAAGUCCAAAGAAAGAAUUUUUUCCACUCAUUUCAUUCAGUCAAAGUUCAUAUAAACUAGUAUUUGAUUUACUUCUAUUUCAAUCAUUAUCGGAUAAUGACAGACUAGAGCUACAGCGUUUAUUGGAAAAUAAACGAGAAUGGUUUCAACCAAAUCAAACGUUGUUGAGACGAAAUCAAUUUGUUAUUAACGCGUAUAUUAUUAUACGUGGUAUUGUUGAAUCCAAACACAAUCGACAAACAAUUAUUUACUAUAAACUUGGUAAUAUCAUUGGCAUUGAAUCAUUGUAUACAAAGCAACGUUUAUGUUCGGAUAGUUAUCAAGCAAGUGCACUUGUAGAAGUUUAUCAGCUAAAUAAUGAUCUAUUAACAUUUUUAUUAGACAAAAAUGAGAGAAUAAAACGUAUUAUAUACGAUGAAAUUGCUUUACAUAUAUUAAUCAAUAAUUAUGAACGAUUUCAAUUGACAAUAAAUUAUUAUCAAUUGAAAACGCUGUUGGGAAGGGCUAAUAUGAUUGUAAAUAAUGAAGAAGAGACUAAAUCAAUUAAACUAAAACAAAAUCAACGAUUAUUUCUAGUAACAGGAUUGUUAAAUGUACAAUACGAUGAUCCGAAUACAAUGGCUCGUCGCUCAGAGCCAUUACCCAGACGCCAAAAAACACAACCACCUCACUUCUAUCAACAACAAAGAAGUGUAACAGAAUCAAGAAAAAUCAAAGAUCAUAUUAUUGUACUUGAAGAAAGAAACUUGAAUGCUCCACAUUUAAUUGAGCCAACAUUAUUAAAUGUUAUAUAUAAAUUACAACCAACAAGUAUCGCUUAUAUAUGGUCACUGGAUGAUGAAUUAACUGUUUCAACUAUUCCACCAUUUCAGCUUAAUUUUCAGACCCAAAGUACUGAAGAUGUCAAUUUAGAAACAUUAAAAAGUGCAUAUCCUCACUAUUCCGGUGAUACAGUCGAAUUUACUGCAAAACGUGAUUCAAUUCAUGUAACACGACCCAUCAUGCAUUCAAAUCAUAUUCAAAUGAUACCAGCUGAAAUAGAAAAUUCACUCUGA
Didymodactylos carnosus is the source of this 2244-nucleotide messenger RNA. NCBI's taxonomy places the organism in Eukaryota, Metazoa, Rotifera, Eurotatoria, Philodinida, Philodinidae. The record is from the annotation of a GenBank genome assembly.